Messenger RNA from Pundamilia nyererei, 2739 nucleotides. It is a transcript of the gene snx27a, whose product is annotated as sorting nexin 27a. Gene Ontology annotation, biological process: intracellular protein transport; endocytic recycling; signal transduction. The record is from RefSeq and is a predicted model, not a curated record. Bases 270 to 1961 code for a protein of 563 amino acids. Gene Ontology annotation, cellular component: early endosome. The transcript has 13 exons. Lineage: Eukaryota; Metazoa; Chordata; Actinopteri; Cichliformes; Cichlidae. Gene Ontology annotation, molecular function: protein binding; phosphatidylinositol-3-phosphate binding.
AAAAUAAAGGGAUUAAGAAUGCGUUUUAAUCAACAACGACAUUGUUUCAUUCGAUGCGUUGAAUGGAAACGAGAGUAAACAACACACUUUCGGUGACGCCUCCGGCAGGUCACGUUGCAUGGCCGUGUCCCGUGACGCUGCCAGGGGGCGGGUUAUCACCACUAGAGUCGGUCUGUGGAGCUAACCUCACAGAGAGGAUCGGAGCCCGAGUGUUGUUUUGAAUUUGCUGGAAGACGCCGAUUUGGAGAGGGGUAGUGCCUGUGAAUAAGAUGGCGGAUGUAGGAGGCGAUGAAACUCGGCCCGUUCUCCCUUCGGCAUCCCGUAACGGUCCGGUUGUCGGUUCGUCGGCUGGCACCGCGGGCCACGGCGCAGCAAUGGUCACAUCGGGACCGCGGAUGGUCAGGAUCGUCAAGUCGGAGUCCGGCUACGGGUUUAAUGUCCGCGGUCAAGUGAGCGAAGGAGGACAGCUUCGGAGCAUCAACGGGGAGCUGUACGCCCCUCUUCAGCAUGUCAGCGCUGUUUUACCCGGAGGUGCUGCGGACCGAGCCGGGAUAGUGAAGGGUGACAGGAUCCUGGAGGUUAAUGGCGUGAACGUGGAAGGUGCAACUCAUAAGCAGGUGGUGGACCUGAUCCGUGCUGGGGAGAAGGAGCUGGUUCUGGCUGUGCUGUCUGUUCCACCUCAGGAGGCUGACGGUUUGGAAGGAGGAGAGGAAGUCCAGCCCAACUACGACUACAGUGACAAGCAGGCCGUGCCCAUUUCUAUUCCCACAUACAAGCACGUAGAACAGCACUCCGAGAGGUUUGUGGUAUACAAUGUGUAUAUGUCAGGGAGGCAGCUGUGUUCAAAACGCUAUCGUGAGUUUGCCAUCCUGCACCAGAACCUGAAAAGGGAAUUCUCCAACUUCAACUUCCCAAAGCUUCCUGGUAAAUGGCCCUUCUCCCUAUCGGAACAGCAGCUGGAUGCACGACGUAGAGGCUUGGAGGAAUAUCUCGAGCGAGUGUGCUCUGUGCGGGUGAUUGGGGAGAGUGACAUCAUGCAGGAGUUUCUCUCGGAAUCAGAUGAGAACUACAACGGUGUGUCAGAUGUAGAACUGCGGAUAGCCCUACCAGACAAGACCACCAUCUCCGUCAGAGUCCGUAAGAACAGUACCACAGACCAGGUGUAUCAGGCAUUAGUGAUGAAGGUUGGGAUGGACAGUAUUAUGGCGAGCUACUUUGCUCUGUUUGAAGUUAUCAACCACUCCUUUGUGCGGAAGCUGGCGCCUAACGAGUUUCCCCACAAGCUAUAUGUGCAGAACUACACGUCGGCCGUCCCGGGGACCUGCUUAGCACUCCGCAAAUGGUUGUUCAGCUUCCAGGAGGAGGAGUUGCUCAGAGACAAUCCGCUGGCACUGCACUACUGCUUUCACCAGGCACUGGAUGAUGUGAAGAAGGGAUUCAUAAAAACAGAGGACAAAUCCUACCAGCUGCAGAAACUGGCAGAGCAGCGCAAGAUGGCCACGUACCUGAGUCUAUUGCGGACAUGCGAGGGCUACAACGAGGUGGUCUUCCCCCACUGCUCUUGUGACUCCAGAAGGAAGGGCCACGUCAUCACAGCGAUCAGCAUCAAUCACUUCAAGUUGCAUGCUUGCACUGAGGACGGCACGCUGGAGAACCAGGUAAUAGCUUUUGAGUGGGGGGAGAUGCAGCGCUGGGACACGGACGAGGAGGGGAUGGCUUUCUGCUUUGAGUAUGCCAGAGGAGAAAAGAAACCUCGCUGGGUCAAGAUCUUCACUCCGUAUUUCAACUACAUGCACGAGUGCUUUGAGCGGAUCUUUUGUGAGCUGAAGUGGAGGAAACAGGUUGAGGAAGAAGCGUCUGAUAAAGACAACAAAAACUGCAGCAACAACGAGUUUCUGCCUCCUCUGGAGACGCAGCAGAAGGGAUGGCGCCACCUAGGGGGAGAGAUUGCAACUUCCUAAAGCCGUCAAUUGUCAUCACUUGAACUAAAACUGGUCCACUUGCAUCAUCACAGCCACCCCAGAGAGAGCCCAUCGACAAACACAGUACUGAGUAACAGACUCGAGGCGAACCCUGCCCCAAAAACAAACUGGAAGUGACCGACUUGGGAAAUUGGAUUAUUAACACUUGCCGAACCCAGGGACACACACACAUGUAGACACACACAUGAAAACAGUAGGAAGAGCAUCGAAAGAAGAUAAACAAGAGCCAACUUUCACGUCACUUAUUAGAUCCUCCAUAGUGUAACUGUUGUUUUCCUCCAUGCAUCUGCCCCAUGAUGUGAGGCAAGACAUGAGAGAAUUCUCACCACAGCGUGUGAUUGGUCAGGGUCACCACAGCGCGAAGUGAGCGCCGCAGUGAAACGCCGCUUGUCGAGAGAGCUGACAGUCCAGAAUUGAGGUUGCGACGUUCGGUUUUUCCAACAGGACCCAUCCAGAUCCCGCGGCGGUGACCUUGUCUGCUGAACUGAGCUGAGAUGAAAAUAAUAAUGGAGGGAAACAGAAAAAAGUUCGGUGGUUCUUUCACGGUUGUGAUAAAGGACGAAAGUAAAAUCAUCCUUUACGCCGAUGCUGGACAUUAACACAGAAGUUGUGUUUUAUGUCUCUGGAGUCCUCUGUUUCAUCAGAAAUCAUAAACGGCACAAAUGUAACUACAUGAAACGGAUGUUGAGAGAAUGUGUUUGUAAUUAUUUGUAUGUUUAACAAUCUUACUUCUGAUAAAAUAUAGAUUAAUAUAAGA